Molecule: messenger RNA, 2154 nt
Organism: Helianthus annuus (common sunflower)
Lineage: Eukaryota; Viridiplantae; Streptophyta; Magnoliopsida; Asterales; Asteraceae
Product: serine/threonine-protein phosphatase 7
Exons: 9
Coding region: 390-1493 (367 amino acids)
Cellular component (GO): cytosol; nucleus
Molecular function (GO): protein serine/threonine phosphatase activity
Source: RefSeq, a predicted model, not a curated record
ACAUGGUUGGUGAUUAGCUGUUGUUUGUCCCAGCUCCUUUCUAGCUUCUUGCUAGUUGGGCCUGGUUGUUUGUUGGUUAUGUUAACCAGAUUGUUUGUUUCUGUUAACCAGAUUGUUUCUGUUUUUUUUUGGUAGGAUGUCUUCUUACAAAGAAUCAAACGAGAAUCCGCUGAACUCACCGGAUUCCCUUAAACCCUCACCCACCACCACCACCACCGGAAUCCACUGAACUCACCACCACGGAACCACCUUCGUCAACCACCACUACCUCCGUCUCUGACGAAACCGGAAACCUCUCCCUCUCACCCAAUCCGUCACAAAACCGUCCUCAGAUCCCUAUCACAUGGCCUUCCGGCGGCACUCUAACCCUAGAUUGGGUCACAAACCUCAUGUCAACGUUCGACUGGUCCUCUCGCAACCUCCGGCCGUCGGAGAUUCCGACGGUGCUGCCGGUGGAAGCGUUCGACGGUUUAAUACCGACUGCGUCGAAGAUUUUGUAUAAGGAGCCGAAUUGUGUGCCAAUUGAGCCUGAUAAGGAUGCUAGUGUGGUGGUUGUUGGUGAUGUGCAUGGGCAGCUGCAUGAUGUGUUGUUUUUGUUGAAGGAUUCUGGAUUUCCGUGUGAGAAUAGGUUUUAUGUGUUCAAUGGUGAUUAUGUUGAUAGAGGAGCUUGGGGACUUGAGACAUUUCUUCUGUUACUGGCUUGGAAAGUAUUUAUGCCACACAGAGUUUUCCUCCUUCGCGGGAAUCACCAAUCUAAAUACUGUACCUCAGUUUACGGAUUUGAAAACGAAGUUUUAGCCAAAUAUGGCGAUAAUAAUAAAGGAAAACAUGUCUAUCGUGAGUGUUUGGGGUGUUUCAAAGGACUUCCUCUUGCUUCAAUAAUAGCAGGGCGUGUGUAUACAGCACACGGAGGGGUUUUUCGUAAUAUACCAGCUGCCUCAUCAAAACGGGCUAAAGGAAAAAAGAACCGUAAAGUUAUACCGAGCGCAGAUUCGGUUCCGUUAUCUCUUGGUUCUCUAGAGGAAUUAUCUAAAACUAGACGAACUGUGCUUAACCCUCCAUGGGAAGGCCCAAAUCUGAUCCCCGGAGAUGUUUUAUGGUCCGACCCGCCUAUGAAACCGGGCCUUUCUCCAAAUGAUGAAAGAGGUAUUGGCCUUUUGUGGGGUCCAGAUUGUACCGAAGACUUCCUAAAGAAAUCCGGUCUUAAGUUAAUUAUUAGGGCUCAUGAAGGUCCCGAUGCAAGGGAAAAGCGGCCCGGUUUUGGAGGAAUGGAUGAAGGGUACACGAUAGAUCAUGUGGUACCAUCGGGGAAACUGAUUACAGUCUUUAGUGCUCCUGAUUAUCCACAGUUUCAGGCAACCGAGGAGCGGUACGAAAACAAAGGAGCAUACAUUGUCCUGAACUCCCCCAACUUCGAUACUCCAAUCUUUCAUAGUUUUGAAGCUAGCAUUCCUAGACCCAAGGUGAAGCAGUUACUUGUAAUAUUUUUUUAAUCUUGAUACAAAGCCGAGGUACCCGCUUUACGACACGAGCAGUUGUUGUCAGCUCACGUGUCUUGUUUGCGAAUUGCGACUCCCGUGGAUCAGGAUCGAUGCACAGCUGGCGCAGUCGCAGCAUGUUGUCGCCAAGUAUUUGGGUCUCGGUGGGCAGGGUGGUAAUCUUGGUGAUGAUAAGGAGCUUGAUCAGUAGUUCAUGACUCAUUAUGUUCUGUUGCUUUGUUCUUUUAAAGAGCAACUGCAACAACAUGUUGGUGUUCACGCUAUGGAAGCUGUUAUGGUGUGUUGGGAGAUCGAGCAGUCGUUAUAGAGCUUGACAGGGGUGUCACCUGGAGAAGGAACGGGUGCGACAAUGUCAGAUGAUGAUGAUGAUGAUCAAGUGGACAGUGAUGCGAAUUUGUUUGAUGGGAUGGGUUGCAGUUGAUCGUGCCAAACAGCUGAAUUUGGUUAUACAGUUGAAUGCUUAGAGGGAUACAUGGUAGGAAAUGGAGUUUCAGAUCAAGUGUUUGAUGGGAAUGCUCAUUUCAGAUGAACUUUAUGAGGAAAUACCCGCAAUAGCGGCUACCAACUUUGGAAACGAAGAUGCUGAUGAAGUGGAUGAUGAUACGGAUAUGAUGUAGAAUUAUGACAUUUUAUAUGUUAAGUAGUUUUAUGGCGU